Molecule: messenger RNA, 1284 nt
Organism: Fusarium subglutinans
Lineage: Eukaryota; Fungi; Ascomycota; Sordariomycetes; Hypocreales; Nectriaceae
Exons: 2
Coding region: 1-1284 (427 amino acids)
Biological process (GO): mitochondrion organization
Cellular component (GO): SAM complex
Source: RefSeq, a predicted model, not a curated record
AUGUUAGACCUUCACGUAUGGGGUUCCGCAUUUGGCCUCCCGUCCAUUGACCCCGAGUGCCUUGCUAUCAUCACAUACCUGCACAGCAGCCUCCCUGUAUCAGCCUGGCGCCUGAUUCCAAGCAACGAUCCUUCCGUCAGCCCGUGUAACACUCUACCAGCAUUGUAUCAUGAGGGCGUAUGGGUAUCAGGCUUCGGUCCUAUUGUCGAGUACUUGACUGACAAGUCCAUCGGUGACAAUCUGGAUGCUGGCCUGACCGACAUUCAGCAGGCUUAUCGUGUUGCUUAUGCUGCCUUCUUGUCUGCGCACGCUGCUCCAUUGUUGGAUCUUUCACUCUACGUCUCCGCUGCCAACUGGUCAGCCACAACUCGGCCCGCCUUCAGCACUCUAUUAUCUUUCCCAUUGACAUGGACAGUCCCGCCACUGCUCCGUGCCGAGGCUGUAAAACGUGUUGAGCACCUGGGCUUCGCUGAUAUGGAUACCGACUUUGACCCCAAUGGCGGCCUUCACCUCUCCUCUGGGAGAGACGCUUUACCAGAAACAUUCCGAAGACACAUUCCCGUGAGGACAAAGAAGACGAUUCACGAAGAAAUGACCCCUGAACAGGCAGUUCUUAUAAGGUUAUAUGGAAUCACAGAAGACUGUCUCACUGUGUUAGACGAUUUCCUCGACGAGGGGUCCGAGGAGAAGGUGCAUGGUUUCUUCAACGGUACAGAAGUCUCAUCUUUGGACUGCCUAGCCUUUGGCUAUCUCGCUUUGAUGCGUGAUGCUCCCGUACCGAGAUCUUUCUUAAAAGAUUGGCUCAUGAAAAAGACACCUCGGUUGUCCACGUUUGUUGACGGUAUGAAGACAAGAUGUCUGGACAAGUCCAAACUCUUGCCGUGGUUUGAGCCUGGUAAUAACACCGUAUUACGCAUUGGAAGCCGAACUCUUGACAGCAUUCUUCACAACGUUCCUGGUCUGGGUGAUGAGUAUGCGACCGAAGUGCGACGACGUGCUGAAGGAGGUAUUACUGGCAUCGAUGCCAGAUCCCUUAUGUUGGCACUGAGUCUCCUUGCUACAGGUGCAGCUCUUGGCUAUGGCUACCACACAUAUAAGGCACUGCAGCCAUUUGGAUCACGGAUACAAGUGUGGCAUUCACAUAAAAACUAUUCGAAACUCAGUGAGUUUGGCGCGCUGGGUUCCAUGUUGGGCAGUGUAUUAGGAGGACCAGUGGAAGUACCUAGACCUUCUCAUCCGUCAAACCAGGCUCGGUUCGUCGAGACCGAUACAGACGUGGACUAG